UCCAAUGUCUCACGGUAUGAAUUAUUCUACUGUAUUAUAAAGGACUUAACUAAUAUUGAUUGUAUUGUUUUAAGAGUGCCAUUUCACCCUUAUCAUUUGCUGUUAAUGUAUAGCGCGAUAUGUAUACAUAUUAAUGAGAUUACUUAAUGAUAUCGAUAUCAAUUUGUAUACAACUCGCCAGGCAUUAUGUCAUUGACCUGUCGUCUGCCAGCUGAUCCCAGUAGCGAAACUAUCGACCGUCCGGAUCGGACUGACAAUCGCUUUCAUCAGCCUUUGCCGACACCGCAUCUUCGCGGUAUGACGACACUGAAGCCUCUCCAGUACGUGGCCACCAGACCGAGAUCAUCGAUCACGAAGCGGACUUCGUCAAUGCUGACAAGGAGAAACGGGCCUCCGUUGCAAGGUGUUAUGGCGGUGGUUGGGCGAUCGACGUUGUCCAAGGAGUUGAUGGCGAGUUACAAACACACUAAACGAGUCGGACCUUACCUCCUGGGCCCAACCAUCGGCGAGGGAAGCUUCGCAAAAGUGAAAGAGGCGAUGCAUGUCCUUGUUGGCGAAAAGGUUGCCGUCAAGAUAAUAGAUAAGAGAGCCGCGAGAGAGGACGCAUAUCUGCACAAGACACUCCGUAGAGAGGCGGGACUUCUCCAACUUCUUGGCCACGCCCACAUCGUACGUCUUCUCGAAGUCAUGGAAACGGAUAAUAACUUGUACUUGGUGUUGGAGCUGUGUGGGGGCGGUCCUUUACUGGAUAAGGUGUGUGAGAAGAGUGGUAUUGAAGAGGGCGUGGCCAGGCGGUACAUCAAGCAGGUGGCUUCAGCUGUUUACCACAUGCAUCAAAUGGGUGUGGUCCAUAGAGAUCUGAAAGUUGAGAAUCUUCUCCUUGACAACAACGACAAAAUCAGAAUAAUAGAUUUUGGGCUAAGUAAUUUCAUCGGGAUAUUCGGGACUAGGGACUUUGCGGGAACGCUUUGCGGGAGUCCCGCCUAUGCAGCUCCGGAGAUAAUUGCGAGGAAGCGAUAUGGACCCAAGGUGGACGUAUGGAGCAUUGGUGUCAAUGCAUACGCCAUGCUGACUGGAACUCUUCCCUUCAUAGUCGAGCCGUUUAAUCUUCGGAAACUCUUGUCGAAGAUCCAGAAAGCAGACAUGGGACCACUGCCCUCUGGUCUGUCAUCAGACUGUAAGAGUUUUGUCCGUUAUCUUCUCGAACCUGACCCGGAGAAGAGACCAACGGUUUAUGACGUCUUGUGUCAUCCUUGGUUGGCAGGUGUCUACGAGCCUCUCCGCUCUUUAAGCCCUACAGCACCAAACCACGCCCUCACCCCCACUCCUCCACCUACCCCGUGCUCUCCAGGACGAAGGCUCAGUCGCAUGUUGCUCGAUCACGACAUCAUCAGUUACAUCCGGGAAACGCUUGGGAUCAAGUCGACGCACGUCAGCGAGUCGGUGCUUGCAGGGCGCGCCGACGAAUACUCUGCGAUUUACCAUCUCCUGGCCAAGCAACGCGAGCGGGAUGAGGUGCCUAAGAUUGCCCAGAGACUGCAGGAGAACUGGGAAACCUUUCGAGUGUGUUCCCGUCAAGAUGAUGAGGAGGACGACGAUCUUGGUAACGAAGGUGAUGGGGUGGAUGAGGCCGGGGAUACGAAGAAGAAUCGAGGAGGGUCUCCAAGACAAGGAAGUUUGACGAAUGAUUUCGAUGAUGACGAGAAAAAGAAGGAGGUGGCGGCAGAGACUGCUCUUCAGAUGGCUGGCAAGAAGAAUGGUAGUUUCCACUUCAAAAUGGCCAUGGUGAUUGAAGAGGAGGCUGAGAGAGCUGCACGAUCACCGAAUAAUAUCUCACCAAGCCCAAAAGGAACAGAGACUAGCGCCAUCUAUCGCGAGGUUCUUGGUGAAAUGCCGUCGGAACAAUCAGCACCAUCGUCACCCGCUAAGUCCAUAUCUUCUAAAGACGGACAACGCACAGCGACACCGUUCAGUCAUCAGCAGAGUGACAGACAUGAGAAUCUUAGUUCAACUAACGACAGUCGCAUCACAAGUGCAGCUAGUGGCAACCCAUGGCUCAUUAUGCUUGGGCGAGAAAGGACAACGAGUACAAUUCGGUCUGGCAUCAGUGGUCUUGAUACGAACAGAAAUGCCCACCAAUCCGGUGUGACAACAGCGUGCUUUCGAGAAGAGCAAGUGAAGAAGAAGCACGAAAAGGUCAAUCACAUGAUUCGGACUGGGAGAAAUGUAGAGUCGUCUGCGAAACGCGGGAGUGUGAAUGGACGGGUUUCUCUAUCUACCGGUAGGGCACUCAAGUUAACUUACCAGCAGUCAACCGAUCCAACCGUGACGACAUUUGUGAAUCAUUUCCGACACAACCAGCUCCCCGAUCGACUUACGAGACGAUCGAAUCUCAAGAAUUCUCUCAUCGCGGACAUGACUAUAGGAGGUCAAAAUGGACAUCUAAAUACACCCAAGUCCGUCACAUUUCGAAGGAACAAAUAUACUUUAGAGGCUGAUACAAGACUGCGGGAAACUGUCAUAAAAGCAUCUGUUGCAAACACAACCGGCGUACAAGAACAUACAACAACGACAAAAGCUGGAAUUACCAAUGGCCGUAGCGAUAGAAAGCAGGAAGAAGCCAUCAGGGUUUACCGUUCUACGCGUAAAACAUCAGUUCCUCGCGAUUUCUCGGAGAACCGUCGGCAAAGGCGAAUUCAGAACCCAGUCAAACGUAAACCUGUUGGUAGACCCCCGGUGACACUGUCCCGCAAACCUAUCAGAAACGGCAAGGGGAGAAUAAAUCCAACCACUCUACAGAAACAAGAAAGAUCCGCUGCGACAACAACUGCGACGAUGUCAGGACGACCGAGCACAUCGAGCUUGCAGGAUGAGCAGAAUUGUAUUGCAGAGGCGACAGUAAAGGGUAUUUGUAGUUGUUCGAGGGCGAAAGACAUUCGAAAUGCCGCCAGUUCGAAGAAUGAUGGCAACGACGUGACAAAUUUCCCGAGGAGGUUCUCAACUAGUGACGAAGGAUACGACACCACUCACUCAAUAGACGGCGAUUCCAACAAGAAAUUGCCCGAUAUAGCACCACCAAUUAUGAGUCUUUCUCCAAGAUGCUUGCCAGAAGCCGAAAAGGUGACUUUGUCGAAAACAAUGAAAACUCUGAAACUUGGAGAUACCGAGAGAAAAAGUAUUCAGAUAUCAUAA
This is a messenger RNA of Lytechinus variegatus (green sea urchin), 3192 nucleotides long. Its product is annotated as maternal embryonic leucine zipper kinase-like. The record is from RefSeq and is a predicted model, not a curated record. Bases 187 to 3192 code for a protein of 1001 amino acids. Gene Ontology annotation, cellular component: cytoplasm. Gene Ontology annotation, molecular function: protein serine/threonine kinase activity; ATP binding. Lineage: Eukaryota; Metazoa; Echinodermata; Echinoidea; Temnopleuroida; Toxopneustidae. The transcript is spliced from 8 exons. Gene Ontology annotation, biological process: protein phosphorylation; intracellular signal transduction.